Molecule: messenger RNA, 688 nt
Organism: Eufriesea mexicana
Lineage: Eukaryota; Metazoa; Arthropoda; Insecta; Hymenoptera; Apidae
Product: ADP-ribosylation factor-like protein 6-interacting protein 6
Exons: 3
Coding region: 92-688 (198 amino acids)
Source: RefSeq, a predicted model, not a curated record
UCACUAUUUCUGGCAGUAUAUGUCAUUUGUUAUUUAUAAUCUCUUGAAUGAUCGGUGGAAACACAUAUGAUUUUUGCAACUAAAGAUCGAAAUGGGUGGAAAAAAAUUAGAUUUACCUUCAAAGAGAAUUAGCAAUUUAAUGACAGAUAAAGUUCACACAGCACCAGUAAGGUUGUGGAAAAGGUUACGGAUAAAUGAAGGGACUUUUAGUUUUUCACUCUUUAUAAUAUCAUUGUCUAUCGUUUUGGGAAAGUUAUAUAUAAAUUAUGGUAGUAUUUUACAGCUGCAAAAUAAUAUUAAAUAUAUAGCAUCAUCAACAUCUGUAUUUUCAAAUAUGUCCAAUAUAUUUGAUCUAUCCUAUUUAUCUGGUGUGUCAGAAUUCGGUAAUAAACAAUUAGCAGCUGUAAAUGAAAAAUUUAUUAACAGUAGUCAAUACGAUGAUGUUGUUAAUGUAAUGACAUCGUUUUGUAAAUCAUACGGAUGGUUAAUACGAGCAGCAAUAUGUGGUUUUAUUAUGAUGGGUUUUACUUGGUUUAUUAUUUACAAAGAUAGCAGUAUUCCUGGAAUCAACCCACCUUCCCCUAUUAGUCUAUCUAAGCAAAGGCUUCCUAAAGUAUCCGGUGUACAAAUAAAUUACCUGAUUGGAAUAUUAAAUGGAAUACUAAUUUUUGUUUAUAUGUGCCUUUAA